AUGCGUCAAUGGAAACCUGCAUUACUUGCGCUGGCUGGUACUCUGGGCUACGGAACCUCGCUGUGGCCACAUACCCAGAAUGGUCUACCGGUCGAUCCGCAAGUCCUCACCAGCUUUGGAGCGUGGUCUUUUUACGUUCCGGGCGGCGAUGUUGGGCGCUACGGUAUUUCCAGCCAGCCCUUUUCAGGUUGCGAAGUCGAACAGGUCAGCCUCUUGAUGCGACACGACUUUCGGGGUCCUUCAAAAGGUGUAGGAACAGGCAUCGCCACCAUGAUCUCGAAGCUAGUCAAUGCCAGCAGUGCUGACGAUGCACCGUCCAAGUUCAGCUUCGGCGACGGACAGCCACAUCCAGAGCUCGAAUUUUUGUCCAGAUUGAAGCAAGACUACGAACCAGUGACACCCGAACUGCUCACCGCGUAUGGAGAGGCCGAUGCUCGCGCUAGCGGCUACAGAUUCAAGAACAGAUAUGGUCAUUUGCUUGGCCACAAAGAUUGGUACAACGGCCCCGUCAACCAAAGUUUGCCCGUGUUUGUCAGGACUACGGACCAAAGCAGAGUCAAUGUGACGAGUUGGGCCUUCUCGGAAGGCUUCUUGGGAAUGAAUUGGCGUCAGCGCCUACAAGCUCCACUCUUGACAGUUCCGGACAGUCUGGCAAAUUUCAACAAUUCACUCGCCGUUGGAACCUGUCCUUUCUCGAACAACGAUACAUCUUCGGAUGAUGCUUUCGCAGCGUGGAACAAAAUCUGGCUUCCCAAAGUUGUUCAGCGGCUGCAGCAUGCGCUGCCCAGCUUGAAUCUGACUACGUCGGACGUGCAAGCGAUGCAAAAUGCUUGUCCGUUCCAGUCGGCCUACCUCGGCCAUCUUUCGCCAUUUUGCGCCAUUUUUUCGCUGCACGAAUGGGAGCUCUACUCGUAUGCCCAGGAUCUGCAGCAGUACGAAAAUGCAGGAUACGGCGGACCCCUUGGAAGGGCAUGGAGUGUCGGUUGGGUGAACGAGCUUCUUGCUCGACUAACUGAUAUGCCUGUCAAGGACCACACCACCACCAACACUACGCUCGAUGCCAACAAUCUGACCUUCCCGCUUGGACUGCCAGUCUACCUCGACUUUACACACGACACCCAGCUCACCUCGGCCAUUGCUGUCAUGGGGUUGCUCAGGGACAAACUUGACACAACAAGCUAUCCGAGAAGGGACAGGCUGUGGAAUGCAGCACACAUUGUGCCUAUGGGUGGUCGUCUCGAAAUUGAGCGGCUGAGGUGCAAGAAAACGCCACAUAAGUAUGUCCGUCUUACUUUGAACGAUGCAGUGCUUCCGCUAUCGGGCUUGAAGGAGUGCAGCGUUCAGACGCAGGGCAGGAUGCACGCUGCGGCAGGGCUAUGCAGGUUAGACGAUUUUGUAGCUAGCCAAAGCUUCGCUCAAGCAGGCGGCAACUGGAAGAAUUGCUACCUGUGA
Molecule: messenger RNA, 1452 nt
Organism: Mycosarcoma maydis (corn smut)
Lineage: Eukaryota; Fungi; Basidiomycota; Ustilaginomycetes; Ustilaginales
Exons: 1
Coding region: 1-1452 (483 amino acids)
Molecular function (GO): acid phosphatase activity
Source: RefSeq, a predicted model, not a curated record